Alternaria viburni is the source of this 315-nucleotide messenger RNA. RefSeq lists its product as uncharacterized. The record is from RefSeq and is a predicted model, not a curated record. The coding region runs from base 1 to 315 and encodes 104 amino acids. Lineage: Eukaryota; Fungi; Ascomycota; Dothideomycetes; Pleosporales; Pleosporaceae. The transcript has 4 exons.
AUGUCGGAUGUCAGCGCUGCACAACAUGACAAGGCACCCUCUACACGGUGGGAUGGCAAAAAUCUGACUCUGGCUCCCCUACUCGUGCUUGACCGCAUUGAACCUUCUUCCAAUCGUUUCGCUUUCCUAAGCAUCCUUGCCACAUUCUCCAUUCUUUCCAUCCUCCCCUCCCCCGAGCUCGCCAUCCAUGCCGACUUACGCGCUGGCCAGCACAUCGGCGAGCAGUAUACCUUUCAUCAGCGUCUAUCCGACGCUAAGCGACCGCGCCGCGAGUGGUCAAGCCAAUUCCUCGCCGAGAACGCCUUCCGCCCCUGA